AUGGCGUUGCCCCCGGCCGCCGCGCCCCCCGCCGGAGCCCAGGCACCCCCGGGGCCCCGCGCCGCCGUCGCUGCCGCCGCCGCGCCGCCGCUGGGCCUGCAGCAGCUCUCGGAGCUGCGGCCCGAGCCGGGUGGGGUCCCGCUGCACUCGCCCUGGACCUUCUGGCUCGACAGAUCCCUCCCCGGUGCCACAGCGGCGGAGUGCGCAUCAAAUCUGAAGAAAAUCUACACAGUACAAACGGUGCAGAUAUUCUGGAGUGUGUACAAUAAUAUUCCUCCUGUGACUAGCCUGCCUUUGAGAUGUAGUUAUCAUUUAAUGAGAGGAGAGAGGCGGCCACUUUGGGAAGAGGAGAGUAAUGCAAAGGGUGGCGUAUGGAAGAUGAAAGUUCCCAAGGACAGCACGUCCACAGUUUGGAAAGAGUUGUUGUUAGCGACUAUCGGGGAACAGUUCACAGACUGUGCCGUCGCAGAUGACGAAGUAAUAGGAGUUAGUGUCAGUGUCCGGGACCGGGAAGACGUCGUCCAAGUCUGGAAUGUAAAUGCCGCCGUAGUGGGGGAAGCCACCGUUUUAGAAAAGAUCUAUGAGCUCCUGCCCCACAUAUCUUUUAAAGCCGUAUUUUAUAAACAUGACGGUGACACAGGAGAGAAUGCACGCAUAGUGGUGAAAUGUUAACAGUAUGAAUAGGUGUGUGGACCCAUUGUUUCCAUCAUGAUUCAUGUUCAUUGCUUUUGUGUGCGCUUUUGAAAAAGUCAUCUUUUUCAUAAUGAAAACAGCUUAGUGCUAUUAAACCACUGUUUGGUAGAUCAAACUGCGGGUUACAGUUUUAACAGUGAGCUAGAGAAAAGGAUUGACAGCCCUACACGUAUACGAUGGAUUUCCUUUUCCCCAAACUAUUCCAAGAGUCAGUAAUCCAAUUUUUUUAAACCACGGCAUUUCAUUGAAUCUAAGAUGCCCUUGAUGUUAAGUAUUAUUUUAGUAUUACUAAGAAAGAAAAAUACAAGGCUCCUGAUUAAACUGUGGCACAGUCUUGAUUCCGGGGGUCUUCAUACGUGCAGUGGGGAGGCGGAGUGGGGAGUGCGUCUUAGUAUUAGUGAAAUAUACUCUCUUACCGGUUCACUUUUCCCAACCCCUUGUCAAAAAGGAGAAGAAGAGUCACAUUUUGCUUUGUGACUGUCUUACUAUGACAUGAAGACUAAGGCCUCCCUGUAAGCAAUCAUAUAAUCACAGGCCCAGUGAUUUAGAUUUUAAGUAGUGGGACAGAUCUGCUGCUGCAGAUAUUCAGGAGAUGCUUAGCAUCUGAAUUUUAAAUGAAAGUUUAAAUAAAAGAGACAGAGGACGGCACUGCGGAAGUCGCACGUUGAUUGUGCUGUGUGGAGGUCGCACGUUUGUAGAUGCAAUUUUGACUCCAUAGGGAACAUUAAUUGUAUUUUCAGCCCAGAUAUUAAUUGAAAGUUCAAGGGCCUUUUUUUUUUUGUACUCCACGAAACUAACUCCAGCAGAAUCUCUCCAAAAGGAAGUAUGUUUCGCCGCCAUUUAUGAACGGGGCGAACACGUUCUUUACCUCCUUAGAACCUUCUCCACAUUUGACUCCAAAGAGGAGAAAAGCAAUUUGAAUGGUAAAGUCAGGCACUCUGGAUUUUUGUCCCACUUCAACACUGUGACCUCGAGCAAGUCACAGUUUCUCCUCCUUUCACUUUCCCAUCUUACUGUUGAGAAGGUUGGUCUUA
Messenger RNA from Kogia breviceps (pygmy sperm whale), 1727 nucleotides. NCBI's taxonomy places the organism in Eukaryota, Metazoa, Chordata, Mammalia, Artiodactyla, Physeteridae. The record is from RefSeq and is a predicted model, not a curated record.